CUAUAUGGGGUUCGGAAUAUAUGGGCUCUAUAUGGGCUCUAUAUGGGCUGUUCCGAACGGGACCCCCCCCCACCUCCCCCCGACGGCUCCGGAACGCGGCGCUGUCGUGUCCCCCCCCCCCACGCGGGGCAGGGGCCGCGGGGGCGGCGGCGCCGGCUCGGUAUAAAUAGAGCCGGGCUCAGCAUGGGGGGGGGGGGGCGAUGGCAGAGAAAUUCCUCCCCUCCCACGAACCGAACCGGACCCGCUCUGUCCCGGGGCUGCUCGCUCUGAAGCCCCCCCCCCACCCGGUGCCCGGACCCGGCUGCGAUCCCAUAACCGGGAGGUGGCACCGACACGGUGACAGCCGUGAUCCCACUCACAUACGGUGUCCCCCCCCCACCCCCCGUAGGCUCCGGUUGCUCGAGCCCCUGCCCGGGACCCCCAACCCCCGUGUCUUCACGUUGCUCUGCCCGACGGGACCCCCCGGUUCCGCCCUGCUCGCAGCCGCUCCCUCCGUCCCGGUUCGGUUCAGGGGGGGGGAUGGGGCGGUCCUACGGUUCCCCCCCCCCCGUUUCAUCCUCCCACGCCGCGCUCAGCGGGGGCGGCAGCCGCGGGUUCCGCCUCCGGAGCCUCCCACGCCGCAGCCGCAGCCGGGGCCGCUGCUAUUUCUCGGUACCGCCCGUGUGGGCGGCGCGCAGAGCGGAGCGACUCGGCGGAGCGAACGAGCACGGCCCGGAAUCGGGACCCCCGAACACCCCCCCGAGCCCCCCGGUACCGUCCGUCCAUGCCCACGGGGUUCGCGUAGCGGCCGGACGGGGCUGCAGCCCGCGGCUUCACCAUGGCCGUGCCCCGCACGCUGGGGGAGCUGCAGCUGUACCGGGUUCUUCAACGUGCCAACCUGCUGGGUUACUACGAGACCUUCAUCCAACAAGGAGGGGACGACGUGCAGCAGCUUUGCGAGGCUGGCGAGGAGGAGUUCUUAGAGAUCAUGGCGCUGGUGGGAAUGGCCACCAAACCGCUGCACGUCCGCCGACUGCAGAAAGCGCUGCGGGAGUGGGCGUCCAACCCGGGGCUCUUCAGCCAGCCGGUACCGGCCGUGCCCGUCAGCAGCAUCCCCCUCUUCAAGCUGAACGACGGCCGCAAAUCGCUCAGUAACGGGCACAGCAGCCCCGGAGAAACUGCGGGGAAAGGGGGGGGCAACGCGGGGACGCCCCCAGCCCGCAGCCCAACGGAGCCGUCGGAGAAGUUGUCGCCGUCGGGGGUGUCGCCGUGGCCGGGGAGGAGCACCCCGGAAUCGGAGGGUGGAGGGGAUGAGGAGCCCGGAGCUCCUCCGUUCUCACCGGGGGGCGCCGAGCAGCCGUCGGGGGGCGAUGUGUUGGAACCGGAGUUGGUGCGGACGGUGACGGAGAGCGUGGAGAGGCUGCUGCAGAGCUGCCCCCGGGGGGGGGACGCGGAGCUGCGGGCUCUGUUGAAGCUCAAUAAGAAGUUGGCCAAAGCCGUGGGGCACAUCUUCCAACUGGAAGACGGAGACCGGCACAAGGAGGAGGAGAUCCGACGGCACAGCGCGAUCUACGGGCGAGGGGAUGCGCGGCGAAGGGAGGGCAAACAGCUGACACUGCACGAGCUCAUCAUUAACGAGGCUGCGGCUCAGUUCUGCCUGCGGGACAAUUCGCUGCUGCUGCGGCGCGUCGAGCUGUUCUCGCUGUCGCGACAGGUCGCGAGGGAGAGCACCUACCUGUCCUCGCUCAAGGUGUCCAGGGCGCAGCCCGAGGACGGCGGGGCCGGCGCGGCCAAGCGGCUCAAACAGGAGGUGGGGGAGCAGAGCCGCCCCGACCCCCCCCCCUCAAUGGGAUCGGAGCUUCACGCAGCCCCUUAUCGCAAUGAGGAGGAUGCGGGGGGAGCGGCCGCAGACAGCCUGGACGGGCAGGCGGUGGGGCUGUGUCCCCGUUUGACCCCCCCGCCCGGCGUUGCCCCCGAUGGUCCCAUCGCGCUCCCCCCGCACGGGCUUUGGAGCCGUCACAUUCUGCAGCAGACGCUGAUGGACGAGGGGCUGCGCCUGGCGAGAUUGGUCUCCCACGAACGAGUGGGGCGGCUCAGCCCCUGCCUGCCUGGGAAGCCCCCAGAGUUCGAGGAUUGGAUUGGCAGAGCGCGGCCCCCCGCCCCCCCCCAGACCCCCCCCGCCGGCACCAUCAAGGUGGAGCAGGAGAAACAGCCGGCAGUGAAGGCCCCCCCUGACCCCCCCCAAACGACUAACGAAGCAAUUAACGGGCGGAGAGCGGGGGCAGAGCAGCAGCGGGGCAAACGGGUUGCUGAGGAAUGA
Molecule: messenger RNA, 2299 nt
Organism: Coturnix japonica (Japanese quail)
Lineage: Eukaryota; Metazoa; Chordata; Aves; Galliformes; Phasianidae
Gene: NAB2
Product: NGFI-A binding protein 2
Biological process (GO): negative regulation of DNA-templated transcription
Cellular component (GO): nucleus
Molecular function (GO): transcription factor binding; transcription coregulator activity
Source: RefSeq, a predicted model, not a curated record